Molecule: messenger RNA, 1272 nt
Organism: Hordeum vulgare subsp. vulgare (domesticated barley)
Lineage: Eukaryota; Viridiplantae; Streptophyta; Magnoliopsida; Poales; Poaceae
Product: CTD nuclear envelope phosphatase 1 homolog
Exons: 6
Coding region: 114-1016 (300 amino acids)
Molecular function (GO): phosphoprotein phosphatase activity
Source: RefSeq, a predicted model, not a curated record
GCCCUUAUGAUUGCUUCCUCCACUGCUCCUCCCGCCCGGUCUCCGCCUCCGCCUCCAUUCCGCCCCAGCAUUAUCUCAAUAUCUCAUAGCCCCCGUCUCCGGCGACCGCGGGCAUGGCGGCGGCGACCGAGGUCUACUCGCCGAUGCCGGCGGCGCAGCACCGGGGGCAGGCGGCGUGGCGGGCGGUGGUAGGGUGGCUCGGGCUCCUCCUGCAGGUCCUUCUCCGGGCCAUCCGCGGCACGCCCUCCUCCCUGGCCAAGCUCCUCAGGUCCCUCGGCCUCCGCCACCCCCUCCUCUCCGCCGCCCCCGCGGUGGCCUUCGUGCAGCUCCCCUCCAAGGCCCCCUCCGACUCCGACGACUUGCCGCCCCUGUCUCCCCCACCUGGACGGCUCACGGUAGUGCUGGACUUGGAUGAAACAUUAGUCUGUGCAUACGAGUCAUCGAGCCUUCCUGCCACCGUGCGCACCCAGGCGGUCGAAGCAGGGUUGCAUUGCUUUGACAUGGAGUGCAUAUCAUCCGACAAGGAUGCCAAAGGCAGACAGAGGGUGAAUCAUGUAACUGUCUUCGAGCGUCCUGGUUUGCACGAGUUUUUGCAGAAAACUAGUGAAUUUGCCGAUCUUAUACUCUUCACUGCUGGUUUGGAAGGAUAUGCAAAGCCAUUGAUUGACAGGAUAGAUGCUCACAAUAGAUUCUAUCGCCGUCUCUACAGACCAUCAACUGUUACUACGGAAUACAGAGACCACGUAAAGGAUCUCUCUUGUUUGUCCAAAGAUUUCCGUAGAGUUGUACUUGUCGAUAACAAUCCAUAUAGUUUCCUACUGCAGCCGUUGAAUGGGAUACCGUGCCAUACGUUUUCAGCUGGACAGCCCAUGGAUGAUCAGCUUAUGAGAGUGAUCUUUCCGCUUCUCAAGCACCUUUCUCUUCAAAACGAUGUUAGACCAGCACUGCGCGACGCGUUUCAUAUGCCGGAGUGGUUCCAAAGUAAUGGGAUCCCACAAAUUGACCAGGCAAUGUAAGUUAUGCAGCAACUCUGCAACUGAAUUGGAUUAAAAGGUGAAAGCUCAAAAGCUAGCUGUGCUUCUCGGGGGUAUUACUUGUACAGUUCUAUUCGUUUAGGUCCUUCCAUACGAGCAAUUGUUCAACAUGGAGUAACCGUGCCCGCAGAGAAGAAAGAUGUAAUAUAGCUCUGGCAGACAUUUUUUUCUGUAAUGAACCUUAAUUUAUCAUUGUAUAGCACUUUUUGGUUGCUGAAAGUUCAGACAACCUUACUGA